Messenger RNA from Durotheca rogersii, 966 nucleotides. RefSeq lists its product as uncharacterized. Lineage: Eukaryota; Fungi; Ascomycota; Sordariomycetes; Xylariales; Xylariaceae. The coding region runs from base 154 to 630 and encodes 158 amino acids. The record is from RefSeq and is a predicted model, not a curated record. The transcript has a single exon.
CGCCUCCAACCGACUCUCGUCUCCCCGUCUGCCAGUUCCUGCACCGCCGAGUUGGCUUCGACUGCCCAGACAGCGAUACUCGUUCGCUUCACACGCAAGUUUCCACCACCACCACCACCACCACCACCACCACACACCCGCCAGCUGGACGCCAUGUCUGCCGACCUGUCCUGGGAGCCCGAAUUCUGUCUUGCCUGCGACAGGCAAACAGACGGCGCUACCUACUGCUCCGAGUCGUGCCGUCUAUCGGAUUUCGAGAAGACGUCUGCGUCAGCAAGCACGCCUGCCAGCUCUCCGGGGCUCGCUGGCUACAGCUGGACAGCCCCGAGAUCACAGGCCAAGUUCCACCUGCCGCCCGCCUACGAUUUCAGCAAUGCCCAACCCUACGGUUCGACGCCGCUGCCUCAGUCCUAUCUGUCUCAACGGUCCGAGUCCUCGUCGGGGUCUUCCGCCCGGGUACUCACCCCAUCCAGUUCCCACAGCAGCCUCUGCUCUCUCGGCAGCACGUCUUCGUCGUCGGCGUCGGGAAGCGAAGGAACCCAAUUGUCCGACAAGGCCAAGAAGCAAUUAAGAGACUACGCUAGCUCGUUCGAACACGCCCGCCUCCAACAGCGACGACGAUCCUACUAGACGGGCCCUACCGACCUAACGACGUUUCCUCUCCUCGAUUAUGAACAUCGAACACUCCACUUAUUAUACCCGCUAAGCUGAUGGCCACCACCAGCUCCAAGCGUCCACCACACGACUCAUUCUUUUUUCCAUCUUUAUUUCCUUGUUUCUGGAUCAGAACGAGUCGACACGAAGCAACAAACAAACAUACUCACCACACAUUACCGCCACUACUACCACCAUUACUUCUACACCAUCUGUUACUUUGUACAAGAGCAUCUUCCGGAGCACAGCAUCAUAAAAGUUUUUGGUCAUUUCGGGAUUCUUGUCUUGGCCUCGCGCUUCGGACCGCGCGGG